AGGAGUCUGGCUCCCACUUGCUGCCUCGGACGCGCGGCGAGGCGGCCGCCGCCGGAGGAGCCCCCGCCCCUGAGCGCCUCCCUCCCCGGAGCCGGGCCCCUGCCUCCCUCCGAGCGCGCUGCUGCUCGCGGCCGCCGCGGCCGCCGAAGAAGAGCCGGGGGCCAGUCUGUUUCCAGGUCUGGCUCGGGGCCGGCCAGCGGCGGCGGGAGAUGCCCGGGCGGCCAGCCGAGGCCCAUGUGGCGCGCUAGGGGGGACCCCGGCGUCCUGAAGGCGGAGGCGCUGGCCCUGCUGCCCUGCGGCCUGGGCAUGGCGUUCUCGCAGUCCCACGUGAUGGCCGCGCGGAGGCACCAGCACAGCCGGCUCAUCAUCGAGGUGGACGAGUACAGCUCCAACCCCACCCAGGCCUUCACCUUCUACAACAUCAACCAGGGCCGCUUCCAGCCGCCGCACGUGCAGAUGGUGGACCCAGUGCCCCACGAUGCCCCUAAGCCGCCUGGCUACACACGCUUUGUCUGCGUGUCCGACACCCACUCCAGGACGGACCCCAUCCAGAUGCCCUACGGCGACGUGCUGAUCCACGCCGGGGACUUCACGGAGCUGGGGCUCCCGAGCGAGGUGAAGAAGUUCAAUGAGUGGCUUGGCAGCCUGCCCUACGAGUACAAAAUUGUGAUUGCUGGCAACCACGAGCUGACCUUCGACCAGGAGUUCAUGGCCGACCUCAUCAAGCAGGACUUUUACUACUUCCCAUCCGUGUCGAAGCUGAAGCCGGAGAACUAUGAGAACGUGCAGUCUCUGCUCACCAACUGCAUCUACCUGCAGGACUCGGAGGUCACUGUGCGCGGUUUCCGGAUCUAUGGCUCGCCGUGGCAGCCCUGGUUUUAUGGCUGGGGCUUUAACCUCCCACGAGGCCAAGCGCUGCUUGAGAAAUGGAACCUCAUUCCCGAAGGCAUAGACGUCCUGAUAACCCAUGGACCGCCACUGGGUUUUCUGGACUGGGUCCCCAAGAAGAUGCAGCGGGUGGGCUGCGUGGAGCUCCUUAACACCGUGCAGAGGCGUGUCCAGCCGCGGCUGCAUGUCUUCGGCCACAUCCACGAAGGGUAUGGUGUCAUGGCAGACGGGACGACCACUUAUGUGAACGCAUCCGUGUGCACCGUCAACUACCAGCCUGUGAAUCCGCCCAUAGUCAUCGACCUCCCCACGCCCCGGAACUCCUGACUGCCUCUGCUGUCCCAGCCCUUCUGGUCCAUGUUAGCUACAUAUGCCUGGCCGAGAGCACGGACCCCCAGCCACCCUUCCUUCCAUGCAGACAACCUGUCUGGCAACGGGACCAGCCCAGCAGACAAGUCGAGGACUUGGAAUGAAGAAAAUCACCCCUGACUCUUCAGCCUUCUGUCACCCUGAGUCGGGACUCGGCAGGUCCCUGUCAGGGUUUCUUCACUCAUGACUGUUUUCUGUGUGUACAUUCUGUGCACCUCAUUAAAGGGCCGAACAAGUUCAUGACUCUGUGCUGCUUGGGAAAUGACUGGAUCUUCAUCCUUCUGGGUUGGACACCCUCGUGGGUUUGGGAAGCUGCUGCUCUUGGACAGAUUUUGGAAGUUCUUGCACAAAAUCUCCCUCUAACUGAAGGUCUGUGUGGCUGCAAGCCCCAGGGGUGGAGGGUGGGUGGGAGGUUUCGAAGCCUGGCUGCAAACAGCCUGCCCUCUCCUCUCUGGCUGGAGAGGAGACAGGCCUGCUUCACAGCUGCCAUCCUCCGAGGGAGCGUUCAGGGACAUCUCAGGAAUUCGGUGGCACCUGGACAGGCCAACAAGUCGUUUGCCUUGCGUUGUUCCCGUUUUUCUCCUGUGGGCAUUUUUGCUGACUUGAACAACGGCCUGCGCAUCCCAGGCACCACUCGGAGCCUGGAUUUGGGGGUUUGGUUCUACAGGACGAGCCGUUUGAGUGCCCAGGACCGGCUGGAGGGUUCCCGAGUCAUGGAUGACCCCUGGAACUUGGGGGCUGUGCUACUCUGCAGAAUUCAACCGCCUGGGGGCGUCCACAGGCCAAGGCAACCCUGCGACAUGUAUGUGCCUGUGUGGGUGGGCACACCCCUACCCCCUUAACUUGAUGAAGUGGAUCCCAUGUUUCUCAUUACUGUCCUCGAAUGGCCUCUUUCUCCCUUGGUGCGAUUUCCCUCAUGCCAUCUGGCAGCCGUCUGGGUGUCCACAGCUGAAGGCAGCCGAAGGGCGCACAGUCCUCACCGCCCAGGGCUGGUUGGCCCUGGUACGGGAGGGUGGUGGCGCGGGGGCAGAGCAGGCCCCGGGCUCCGGCAGCUCAUGUGGGGGGCCUCUCUUUCUCCCUUACAUUAGGACUGGGGCUUUGGGCUGAGUCUGAGGGAGGCGGCGGCAUGGGGCCUGGUUAGGGUCAGGUGGGGGCGAGGGGGGAAGGGUCAGCUUCUGUCCUUUUUAAAAUUUCUAUAUUUUGUUCAUCAUGGAUUUUUUCUGCAUCAAUUUUGAUUUUUCGAAACAUUGCAUUAAAAUAGUAUCCUUUCUCUUGAAUACUGAGUUUUUGGUUCCCGUUAACUUGUGCACCAGAGAGGCAG
Molecule: messenger RNA, 2578 nt
Organism: Manis pentadactyla (Chinese pangolin)
Lineage: Eukaryota; Metazoa; Chordata; Mammalia; Pholidota; Manidae
Gene: MPPED1
Product: metallophosphoesterase domain containing 1
Exons: 7
Coding region: 235-1215 (326 amino acids)
Molecular function (GO): hydrolase activity
Source: RefSeq, a predicted model, not a curated record